GCUGGCAACUCGCCGUGUGUUUGUUUGGAAGUAUGUGAAAAGGCCACUAGCACACGUCUUGCCGGAGCCCAAUUUCGGCGAUUCUUCAGAGUCGUCCUUCGUCCCCCAAAAACGCAAUUUUUAUAAUUAGAAUCUUUUGGUUAUUCAAAUCGAAUCUGAAUUUUAGAAAAAAGAUAUUGAGAGUAGCAGUUUGUCGUGGUGACCACUACCUAAUCAUAACCCACCUGUUGUUUUAUACAAGGAAAAAAGGGGGGGGGGCAUUGGAUCCAUCAUCAUCCUCCUCCUCUGUCUCCAUGCAUUGACUUUUUUUUUUUGAUUUCUCUCCUCUCUGUUCCAUUUCCUCCUUCCAAAUUUCUUCAAAUGGAGAUGCGGUGGGGUUUGAUCACGGUGGUGAUUGUGGCUGUGGCUGUGGGUUUAGGGUCGGCGGAUGAAUGGGGUCAAAGGGCACCGUAUCGGAUCCACACGCUGUUCUCGGUGGAGUGCCAGAACUACUUCGAUUGGCAGACGGUUGGUCUGAUGCACAGCUUCAAGAAAUCCCGACAGCCCGGUCCGAUUACCCGGUUAUUGAGCUGUACCGAAGAGGAGAUGAAGAAUUACAGAGGCAUGGAUCUCGCUCCCACUUUCCGCGUCCCCUCUUGGAGCAGACACCCCAAGACCGGUGACUGGUACCCAGCAAUUAACAAACCCGUAGGAGUUCUUCACUGGCUUCAACACAGUGAAGAUGCCAAGAAUGUGGAUUGGGUCGUUAUUCUUGAUGCUGACCAGAUCAUUAGAGGUCCUAUCAUCCCUUGGGAACUUGGUGCUGAAAGGGGUAGACCCUUUGCUGCCCACUACGGCUACUUGGUUGGCUGCGAUAACAUGCUUGUCCGAUUGCACACUAAUCAUCCUGAGCUCUGUGACAAAGUUGGCGGUCUUCUCGCUAUGCACAUCGAUGAUCUUCGCGUCCUGGCCCCUCUUUGGCUUUCCAAGACUGAAGAUGUUCGCCAAGACACUGCUCACUGGUCCACCAACCUUACCGGUGAUGUUUACGGCAAAGGUUGGAUCAGUGAGAUGUAUGGUUACUCCUUCGGUGCUGCUGAAGCUGGACUAAAGCACAAGAUAAACGACGACUUGAUGAUAUAUCCAGGGUAUGUUCCACGAGAAGGUGUUGAGCCUAUUCUGAUGCACUACGGUUUGCCUUUUUCCAUCGGUAACUGGUCUUUCACUAAACUUGACCACCACGAAGACAACAUUGUCUAUGACUGCAACCGUCUCUUCCCCGAGCCUCCAUACCCAAGAGAGGUGAAAAUGAUGGAACCUGAUCAGUACAAGCGAAGAGGUCUACUCUUGAGUCUAGAAUGCAUGAAUACAUUGAACGAGGGACUCAUACUGCGCCACGCUGAAAACGGGUGUCCCAAGCCAAAGUGGUCCAAAUACUUGAGCUUUCUCAAGAGCAAAACUUUCAUGGAGUUAACAAAGCCUAAGCUGCUUGCACCAGGAAGUGUACAUAUCUUGCCAGACCAACACCAACACCAGCCGCCACCCGUCGAUGAAUUCAAAGGACCUUAUCCAAAGAUCCACACACUGUUCUCCACCGAGUGCACAACUUAUUUCGACUGGCAAACAGUUGGGUUCAUGCACAGUUUCAGGUUGAGUGGUCAGCCCGGGAACAUCACUCGGCUUCUCAGUUGCACAGAUGAAGAUCUGAAAAAGUAUAAAGGUCAUGACUUGGCCCCCACGCAUAAUGUUCCUUCCAUGAGCAGACAUCCUCUCACAGGGGAUUGGUACCCGGCAAUUAACAAACCGGCGGCGGUCGUUCAUUGGCUUCACCACACGAAUAUAGAUGCAGAAUACAUAGUAAUUCUUGAUGCUGACAUGAUCCUCAGAGGACCCAUCACUCCUUGGGAGUAUAAGGCAGCUCGAGGACGUCCAGUUUCUACUCCUUACGACUAUCUUAUUGGGUGUGACAACGAUCUUGCAAAACUUCACACGCGUAACCCCGAGGCAUGUGAUAAAGUUGGUGGAGUCAUAAUAAUGCACAUAGAUGACCUCAGGAAAUUCGCAAUGUACUGGUUGCUGAAAACGCAGGAGGUUCGAGCAGACAGAGAACAUUACGCCAAGGAGUUAACCGGGGAUAUAUAUGAGUCCGGUUGGAUCAGCGAAAUGUACGGUUAUUCCUUCGGUGCUGCUGAGCUGAAUUUGAGGCAUAUCAUAAACAAGGAGAUAUUGAUAUACCCUGGUUACGUCCCUGAACCGGGUGUUGACUAUCGAGUUUUCCAUUACGGUCUUGAGUUCAAAGUAGGGAACUGGAGCUUCGACAAGGCGAAUUGGAGGAACACCGAUCUCAUCAACAAGUGCUGGGCCAAGUUCCCGGACCCGCCUACUCCUUCAGAGGUUCAUGAAACGGACAAUGAUCGACGGCAAAGAGACCUUCUCAGUAUUGAAUGUGGACAGAAGCUAAACGAAGCUCUGUUGCUGCAUCACAAGAGAAGGAAUUGCCCUGAACCUGGAUCUGAGUCUGAGUCGAAGGAGAGUAUCUCCUCGGGUUCGAGAAAAGUGGGAAAGUUGGAAGCGAAACAAGCCAAAGGAAGCGAUGAGACGACGGAAGAAACGACGUCAGAAGGGAGAUUCAGCAGGUUGAAGAUGUGGGUGAUCGCUGUGUGGGUGAUAUCUGGAGUAGGGUUCAUGGUAGUGAUGCUAUUGGUGUGCUCCACUCGUAAAGUCAGGGCAAGAGGGAAAGGUUACAGAAACAAGAGACGAACUACUUCUUCCUACUCCAAGCCGGGUUUCGAAUGAUCAGGCGGGCUCAUUUUGGCUUGAAAGUCUUUGAGCAUUGUAUUUGUAGAGAUACAAAUUAAACCCAAAAAGGAUAUUAUUCCCCACAAAGUCAUAUAUAGAGUUUAUUUGUAUUCUUAAGGAUUUGUUCUUUGUUUUUAAGAAUUCUAAAUUGGCAUUUUGUUCUCAA
Molecule: messenger RNA, 2944 nt
Organism: Brassica oleracea var. oleracea
Lineage: Eukaryota; Viridiplantae; Streptophyta; Magnoliopsida; Brassicales; Brassicaceae
Exons: 8
Coding region: 361-2775 (804 amino acids)
Molecular function (GO): glycosyltransferase activity
Source: RefSeq, a predicted model, not a curated record